Pangasianodon hypophthalmus (striped catfish) is the source of this 7349-nucleotide messenger RNA. RefSeq names its product tetraspanin-1. Bases 6548 to 7288 code for a protein of 246 amino acids. Gene Ontology annotation, cellular component: membrane. The record is from RefSeq and is a predicted model, not a curated record. The transcript has 6 exons. NCBI's taxonomy places the organism in Eukaryota, Metazoa, Chordata, Actinopteri, Siluriformes, Pangasiidae.
AAUGGGGUUAAUACAGAUACAUUGGUUUUGAACUAUACUAUUGGUUUUGUUGAACAUGUAAUGAAUUUGGUCCACGUAUACUGGCUUUUAGACAUUUCUUUUGAUCAUACAUAUUGUUUUGGUUGCUUGCUUUCUGAUUUGCUAUUUUACAAUUUUUUUUUACGUAUUUACAUAUACUGAGAAAAACAUCAGAUUUCUGAUUUAAAAAUUGUUCUUCUGGCAAACAUUCUUAUUUGCUGACAUAUGUAGUGCCUUGCACAUUUAUGUAUUGGUUAUUUGGCCUGUGUGUUAUUUUCCAAAUAUUAAAUUGUCAGAAUACACAUUGAAAAUCUGGCGUAUAUAUACAGUAUAUGAACCAAGAUAUAUGAACCAAUUUAUAUAUAAACCAAUGUAUAUGAACCAAUAUAGAUCCCAGAUAAUUGGUGUAUACACUGAUAGAUCAAUACUUAUCCUAAAACCAGUUCUUUAGUGGUAAUAAACAAUCCAGUGGGCAUGUUAUAGCAACAGUAUGUUUCUCACAGUCAACAUGUAAAAAAAACAAAACAAAAAAAAAAACAAAAAACAGAUCGGUAAGCAAGCAACAAAAACAAUAUGUAUGAUAAAAAUCCAAUAAAUAUGCCAGUAUACAUGGAAGAAAUCCAGUAUAUGUUCUAGCAAACCAGUAUAGCUCAAAACCAGUGUAUAUGAAAUUAAGCCCAUUAAUUUCCAAAUAAUCCAAGUUAUAUGCACACAGCAAGCAUGAAUUAUUUCCUGAAUGGCACCCCAUAGAAAAGAGCAGCGAUCAUGAGGCUCUCUUUGUGAACGGCAACCCAUACUUUUCUCAGGCCAUUCAUAGAUCACUAAUGGAACUAGCAAAUUCUAGCACAACACACACACACACACACACACACAGAAUAAUGAAGCUGGUAGCAGAUAUAAAAUUAGCCCCAUAUUUAGCAUGCAAUAUAAAAUCAUUCUGAUCAUAUUUAAACAUUCUAUUCUUCAAACUAUUAAACUACCAGGGAGCAUCAGCAAGUCCAGGCUUAUAUUCCUCACUCUCAUAACUACAUACUUUUGCUAUUAAUGUCACUGUAGUUUCUAAAUAAUUGAAGAACUGAAAUAAUAUGUUAUAGGCUGAAUAACUCGAGCUGAGACUUUAAGGCUAUAAUAAAUGAGUACUUGCUAUACUACUGAACCUAGAAUAUACUGGUUAUAGCUGGUUUAGUGAAGUAAGUGUUUCACAAAUGCAGUAUCACCAAAUGACACUUAGUCAUCACACUUUUCUUUACUACAUAUCACAAUAAGCUCUAGCUGAUUACAUACCUCUCCCAAACCCUCAGGCUACGAGAGGCCAUUUCUCUUUUCACUAGUGUUUUAAAAGCCAUUUUUCCCUUCACCUCUGUCUGAACCACUGCUUAACAGAGACAAAGAGGCAGAAGAAAGAAGGGAAUUGGAAAAAAGAGAAAAAAUGUAAGCGGGAUUGUGAAAACGAUCAAAUUUUACGGUUCAGCUCUCCAGCACUCUCUCUGUCCACUGAAAUAGCAAAACAAUUUACACUCAUCCUGCACAUUAACCUUUCUCAAGCUAUCACUUAUAAUGCCUGAAUGAGAUGCUCUGUGUGGCUGAUAAAUAUAAGAUAGGGGAAUGGGCCUCGAGGAAGGGAGAGUAAGAAAAAAAGUGAAAAGGAAAAUUGAGGAUUUAAGGUAGAAUGAGGGAAAAAGUGGUUCAUGCUUGAAUGUAAGGUUGGCAUAUUUAACCUGCCGAUCUGUAUGAAAUAUGGCCACCGGCCGGCGUACUGCUUCAGUGCUCUCGAGGACGUAGUUAACAUUUCCGCAGGUAAAAGGGGAGGCGUCAUUAAAGAAAGCCAAGGAUGCGCAUCUCGGCACAGCCCGAAGCCAUUUAUUGCAUGAAAGCCUCCAUAUCCCCAUCAAUCUGCUUGCCAAGGACCAGAAGGCAAUGCAGAACCCCACAGGCUUAUAGCCAGACCAUCUCUGCCUUAAAGACAGGCAGCUGAGGGAUAACCUAAAAAUCAUAGGUUUUGGGUCAAUUAUAAAUACUUAUAAAGACAUAUGGCAGUUGUGUCAAGCUGUGUGACAUUUAUAUUCAGACUUUCUGAUGAUGUACUUAAAAUACAUUUUAUUAAAAUUAAAACUUAAUUUUCUUCUUCCCAUGAUCAUCAGAAAAUGAGAAGAUGGUCAUAUGGGAACAUGGAAUAUUUCAAAUAUUUCAUAGGGGUGAAUAUGUUAGGUAACAGCUUGAGUGAAUGUUUUGUGGCUAAAAUAUAAAUUUUUUUCAUAACCUGUAACAGAUGACUCAUGGAAAAUAAUGUUUCAAGCAAAUGGACUAAAGUAUUUUAAUGAUUAUAUUUCAAGGUAAAGUGUCAUUAUAGUGAGCUGCGACAGAAAAAAAUACUGUUUUCUAAGUGUUUAAUAUUUAAUAUUCAUUUGUACACGCACACAGGUUGUUGUGAAGGACACUUUACCUUUCACACACACCUUUCUGUGCUCUUGUCCCCUCUUUGCUAUCCCAUCUCUAAAACUCUAGACUUCCCUUCUGUACUACAGCUAAAUACUUAUAAUGUGCACAAAACAUGGACACAACGUGAAAUAAUGCAGUAAAUAUAGUUGAAAAACGGAGGUGCUCAGAUUUAUCCUCCAACCUCGGCUGUUCUAUCUAGUUCCAUAAUUGAAAGAACAAAUGUUGACAAAAGCUACAGCAGAUUGAAAAGCUACAAGGUUAGUGGACCACCUACAGUUAAUUUGCUCGGCUGCUACAGGUUUCAGGAGACAUCCUGUCUCUGUUAACCUCUGGGCAACUGUAGUGUGUGGAUGAUUCAGAACUAAUAGAAAACCUUAUUCUUGACCCCUUUAGUGUGACAGUAGCAUUCAUUAGGUGCUGAAGUGAAUAAAUAAUUUUACUGCAGUAAUCUAUUUCUACAAUGCAACAAGAUUCAUUCUGUUUCUUCUGCCUUUUCCAUGAAGAUACAGAAAGAAUUGCAACCCUGUUACCACCAAAUAUUGCAAUGUGGUCAUGUGUUUAUGCAAAUCGUUAUUUCAGGAUAUUAUCUUUGAGGAUAUUGGAAUUUGAUAUAAUGUGGCGAAUAUGCAUCUCCAGAGAGUCCAUAGAAGGAUUUUCACAAGCAGCAUUUAUUGAAAACAUUUACAUGCAUAUUUCUGAAGGCUUCAAGAAGAUGGCCAAGUGACUAUCAAAGCUUUUUAUCUGCUUCGUGCUCCAGUAGCCAUCCAGUCUGAUGAGCAAUAAUGCACUCAACAAAGGCAAAAUAUCUCCAUAACCCAGCAUCCUCUCUCACUGUCUCUCGCCAUCGUUUUGCCUUGCAUAAAUUGUACUGAGUUGCUCUGAGUUAUUGACCCAGACACCUAUUGCACUAAGGAGCAGCUAAAAAUUAAUAUGUGUUUGCUUACAGCUGUUAGUGAUGAAUUAAGUCUCAGAGAAAGAGAAUAGGGGUCACAGAGGAGCCUGGGUGAUUAGGCAUAGUCUCUACAGCAUUUGCCUGUUACUAUUGUUGCAAUUUCUCACCUAAAUGGGCCCAGAAGCAUGACAUGUGGCUACAUUACAUGUUUACAAAGAGUUAUUUUAUAUUGAUUGCUGUCCAUGGCAUGUACAUUAGAGUGUUCAUUCACUGGCACUGAAGGAUCCGUGAUGCAUCUUUUCCCCUACAGCUAUUCUUUUAUAGCCUUGGAUAAUGUGUAAUAAUGAUUCUGAUGGUGAGCUUGAGCCAUGAUUUAGAGAAUGCGCUUAAAAGUGCUUCCAUGUUUAUGACAUUGCAACUUGGAUUUUCUCUGGCUUUUUACAGGUUAUUUCUUCCUGUGACAGCAGGAUCACAGCACAUUGUUUAUUUGCUUUGGUCAGGCUGCUUUUGUCUCCAUUAAAGGUUUUGCAGCUUGCUGCACAAGUUCAGGGCUUGUGUCAUCUCACCAGGCUAUAAAAAAGAGCCCAGGGAAGAGGAGUUUCAUGAGGCACGGCCACUCUGGUGCACAGGCUAGGACUCGAGAUGGAUCACCUAUGCACCUGCCCUAGAGCAAGCAGGUAAUGGGCAAUCUAGCCAACCUUGUUACGGACAUCCAUGUUUUACUGGCUCCAUCAGCACCACGGAAGCAUUGCUGCCUAUAACUGAGAUGAUGAAAAAUUAAUAACUGAUCAUUUCUGUCUAUGAAUGCGGAACUAUGCAUGAUUAUUAUUAUUAACUGGUUUUAAUACCCUGCACAGCCUGACAGGUCUUCUUCUCACUGAGAUUAAGGACUGGACGUUUAAUGAUGGCAUUGCUGAAAUUGUCAUAACUCAUAAAAGGGCCAUUAAAAGGUUAUUAUAGAGAAGGCUGGAGCUUUUAUGUGUUUAACUUCAGCAUGGAGGCACCAAGCAAUCUAUCGCUUUUUUUUCUAUUUUUUUUAUUUUUGAUUUUCCUCCUAACUCCUGCCUGCAGGGCCACCACUCUGAGAUGUGUGAGUCAUAUCAAUUACUGGCCAUUAUUACAGGGAGAGCAAAUGAGAGGGAUAUCAGAACAAAGAGGGGAGGGAGAGAGAUUGCACAUGUUGAAAUGCUGGUUGGAAAUGAUGGAGAGGGAGUAAAAGAGGAAGGUAUAGAGAGAGGGGAUGAAAGUGGUCUAUAAGGAAUGACCAGUUGGCAGUAUUUUAUGGUUCCCCAUAGGAAUCAAUGGUAGAAGCAGAUCCGAGUGAGCCUAGAAAUUGGACUCAGUUUGGGCCAAAGGUCCUGAUUUGGUACAUAAAUAUGACUUCUUUUUCUUUUGUUCAUAUUACACUUGACAUGUUGUAUAUCAAGUCUGGUUCAGUGGCACAGCAGGUACAUGUUUACAUGGGUUUCCACCUCCCAAAAACAUGCAGGUCUGAGGCUCUGCUUAGCUAAACUGGCCUGGGAGUGAAUGAGUGUGUUAAUGUACAGUAUAUAGUUAUUAAUAGUUAUGAAAUAGCAGCACCUGAGUCAUAGGAACUUGAUAAGAACUCAACAAUUAUGAGGUCCACCUACCAUACAGGUCAAUUUGUAGGUUUAAAUUUACUGAAGGUAGCAUGUCUGUUGCAUGCACAGUUUGUAUGCCAGCCUCUGUCCCAUCCAUAAAUGAAAAGGGGCCACUAUAGGAUGAUAGAAUGGUCAUUCAUUCUCGUUUUUUCCCUUUUGAUACCUAAGAAAGUGCUAAAAUAUGCAAGGAUAUACAAUGAAUGCAAGAAUUAUCAAUAUCCAAAACUCCAAAAUUACAUACAAAGUAAGCUAACUACACUACAACUAAACUAUAUCAAAAAGUCAAGGUGUCAACAUCUGGGAAAAAUAACCCUAUAUGUUUGAACCACAGUAGCCAAGCUUGGUAAAACACCAUAACGACAACUACUACAAUUUUGUUUAGUGCUAGCAUUAGAUCUAUAGUGGACUAGCACACUAUCCAGGGUGUAUUCCUGGCUCACACCCAGUGUUUCUGGGAAAGGCUCUGGAUCCACCAUGAUCCUGACUGGAAUGAAUCUGUUACUAAGGAUGAAUGAAAGAAAUGAAAAUGAAAUAUUUUAAACAUAUUUGUGUUUACAGAGAUAUAUUUCCAAAUGUUUCUUCUAUCAAAAAAUGAAGUGUUCUUAAAAAAGAAUUCUCUGUUAUCAAACAUUAAUUUGCUAACCCAAAUCAUAAUACCAGUCCUCAAUAAUACCUCCAGAGCAGGUCACUGCUUAAGUCUCCCACUGGCUGAGCUGAUUAUCUCUUUGUUUUGUCUUGAGCAUUUUUCAUAGAGAAAACUGAACAAAGAAAGACAGCGUCCUACACACUGGGAACAUCAAUCAGCUCCAUGAACCCUACACACCACAAGAGUGAAUUAGUGAAGCCUAUAGCGCUGUUGAAUAAGCUGAACCUGAGUGUUGCAACAUUGCCCUCUACAGAGGAAAUGAGAAAAUAUCGCUGAGAGUUGUGGACAAAAGAACAAAGGAGCCCCAUAGGAAAGAACACAAAGGAACUGAAGGCAGCAAACAAACAUGACCUAUUAACCAGAAGCAUAGCAUCUAUUUUUUUAUGCAUAGGGCAUAAUUGUAUCGUUGUCAGUAAUAACUAUGCUUUAAUAACAAGCAAUCAGUGGUUGUGCAUAUGUUUUUUGUCCAGAUUAUUACUUCCCAUUCAUCACACAUCAAUCACAUAUUCAUUUUUCAUUUCAUUUACUGUUAUAUAUGGUAUUUAAAUAGUUCCAUUAGGCCAUGACAGAUGAAGGCCACUUCUUUUAAUGUGGCGAUACAAUAGGUGUGUCUUAGCACUGCAGCGGAAAUCAGGCAGCCGACACACACACAGACCUCUGACCACUUGAGUAACCUCUAUCACGACCUACACCACACCCAUUCUACCUGGGUGCAUCUCUCUCACUCUCUCUUGCUCUCUCUCUAUUUCCUUCACCUCACUCACCUUCACUCACCUGUUUCAACCUGUCUCAUCACCAUUCCCUAGAAGCAGGUACGUUACUUUAUUUUAUUUUAAUCUCUAAUAUUUUUCUCACUGUUCCAUAAAUGAUCUCUUUCUGUGACUGAGAUUCAGCGCAAAAUUUACCUUUAUUGUUUUCUUACAGAUUAAAAUGGGCUUGUUCGAAUUCGCCAAAGUUAUGAUGGUUGUGUACAACUUGUUAAUCUUGGUGGGAGGAUCAGGCUUGAUAGCUGUGGGGUUUUGGAUGCGUUUAAGUGGAGAUGUACUGGGGUCGAAUGUACUGGGGGUGUUCUCUAUAAAUGCAGCGUACACCAUCAAAGUGGACAUAUUCUUCAUUAGUGUUGGAAUUAUAAUGGUCCUGCUGGGAUUUCUGGGCUGCUGUGGGGCAAAAAAAGAGAGCAAAUGUCUCCUGAUUAUGUUCUUUUCCAUCAUUGUCAUCAUUUUCAUCUCGGAGCUGACGAUUGGGUUGUUUGCCCUGGCCUAUUCUUCAUAUAUUGGGAAAUUCCUAAGAUCAUGGGGCAGACCUGUUCUGCAGGAUCAAUAUGGAAGAGAUUUCCACUUCACGAACUUGUGGAACAUGACCAUGACAAAGCUGCAUUGUUGUGGUUUUGAUAACUACACCGACUUCAUUGGCUCCUAUUAUUCUAAGCACUAUGGUGAGAUUUACCAUCCCAGCUGCUGUGGAAACACAACAUUCAUAUGUGAUUUGGAGCAUGCACAGAACAGCACAGUACAGGGCUGUUUUAAGUGGCUUGUAGAGGCCCUAGAUUCAAAACUCUACAUUCUUGGAGCAAUCGCAGCAGGGGUUGGUGGUAUUGAGGUACAUUCAGAGCAUAAUCAAAAUUUGCAAGAUAAUCAUGGUUCAAACUUUGUUCAAACCUACAAAGUUUAAUCAUUUUGUGCUUUUCUUUCUGUCUUUCAGACUGGAGCGAUGUUGGUGUCCUUGUACCUUU